AUGAACACCAAUGAUUUUAUAGUUCUUCCAUGGGGAAAAUCUGGAAACUCUGUAAAAUUAAAAGCGAAGAAUGUACGAGAACUGAGGUUGGAGAAAGUACAGUUAGAGCUGGAAACCCAAGAGAUGGAGAAGAAACUUCAGCAAUUACAAUCAAGCAUGAGCCGAGAGAAAGAAGAAAGAGAAAGGUCAAGUGGCUUUCACUGGAAAUCUGGACAGCCAGGCAAAUUGGCUAAUCAAUCACAAGUGAUGUCACAAAAUAAAGAAAAUGUUGCCAAGAUUUCUCCAGGAAAAGUGAAAUUAAGAAUCCUGAAGGAUCAGAUUCAAGAAAUACCAAAACAAACAUCUAACUCUAAAGCAUCAAACACGUGUACCCAGGAUAAAGUGAAGACGAAGUUCAAGAUCUGUGGACAGUGUGAGAACAAGUAUGCAUUACUAGUUUGCCUUGAAUGUGGAGAAGAUUAUUGUUCAUCCUGUUUUGCUAGAAUCCAUCAGAAGGGGGCAUUAAAGCGCCAUCGAACGACUCUUUUACAGACAAGAGCCCAAGUUCUAUCCAGAUUAGAUAUUGCCCAUCGAUUUUUAAAGGAAAUUUAUCCUGAAGAAGCUCAAGACAAACAGAAGUUGAAAAAAGAGACUAUAAAAAAUGAGAAAGCCCCCAAAACAACACCUCAGCAGAUCAGUGACUUUGAGGUAGAUCCUACAGCACCACAAAAGGCUGAAUUGACCAAUGAGACUGGUGGGCUCCUGCUUCAAGGUUCAUUUGAUGAAGAGGAAUCAGCUAAGUCAUUUCAAGAAAUUUUAUCUCAGUGGAGAAAUGGCAGUCAGGAAAACAAAGAGAAACAAGUUCAUCAGGAGGCUGAAACCCAACCAGGUAGAGAUUCAUUUUCACAAAAUUCUGAGCAAAUGGAAGCAUCUGAGGCACAGACAAAUCUUAAGAUUUGGAGAGAACCACUUAAAAUUGAAUUUAAAGAAGACAGCUUAACUUAUGUGGAAAGAUUAUGGCUUAAGAAGCAUCGACGGAACUUACUCCAUUCUGCAAAGAGCAUUUCACAAGAGAAGGAAAUAAGUCCAUCUCUACCUAUUAGUGAGACAUCUUCUCCUUUAAUACCUUCUACUGAAGAGAUGGAACUAAGUGAAAAACAUAACAUUGAAGAAGAUGAACAGAUAAAAGAAAAGGAUCUGACUCCUUGCUUACCAGAACAACAUGAAUUAGAGAAACCUGCGUUAGCUGUAAAGAUAGAGGAACUGGAUGAUAAUUAUGAAGAGGAACCUGGAGAAUCAGAGAGUUCUGUGCCUUACAAAGUUGAAUUAGCUAACACCGAUUGUCAACAAAGUUGGGGAAUUGAUGAAUAUCAGAAGAAUAAUUUUCAGUUUGGAAAAGGCAUACCCUUUUCACUGGCAAAGGCCUCUCACGCAUUUCAACGGCUUGAAAAUUUGACAAGGGAUAAAGACCUGCUUUUUCACUGCAGCAGCAUCAUCUCUUCAUCCCUCGAAGAGAAUUUGAAAGUUUCAACACCAAGAAGUUCAACUCCAGAUUUUUCUAAAAUAACAGAAAGAAUGGCAGCUGUUUCCAGUGAAAAACAUGUAACCAAAAAGAAAAGCUUUUUAUUGGAAAACAGAAAACCUGAUGAGAAAAUCUAUGCUUCACAUCAAAGGGCCCUUUACCACUCUAACUUGGAUUUAGGAGAUUCCUAUGGUGAAAGAUCGACCUACAAUUGCAAAGUUUCCCUGCAAGGGAAGAGUUUUCAAGAGAAUAAUAAUUCACAAAGACCUAGGUCUACAAAGCCAUCAAAGUUACAGAAGAUUGCACUCAGAACUAAGCCUGUAAUGGAACAAUAUCAAGGACUUGAGAAAUUCUUUAUCUUUGGUAAAAGCCCUUUGAGGGAAAGGUUCAAAUUGAGUCUGGCAAUGAGAUCAGAGAGCAGCCUUUCCAACAGCAGGAUUACACUUGCAGGAAAUCGACAAUGGAUAUCAGAGAAUAGUUUAAGUGAAAAUGCUGAUGAUUCAAUAGUUCAAGAUGUUAUUUGGAAUAACCAGAAAAAAUCAUUAGGUCUGUUAAAAACCCAAAGAGGGCGUUCUUCCCAGAGACCAUCAUCAGCAAAUAUACCUCUAUGUAAAACAAUUCUUUAUGGCUCCCCAAGCUACAUGUCUCUUCACGAAAGGCCAAGAAGCGCAGCUUCUCGGCCGUUAUCCAGAGCUACUUCGGAAAUAUCAGAAAUCGAAUACCUUGAUAUAACAGACCAAAAUGAACCUUUCCUUGAAGAUGCUGCUGAUGAUCAAACUUUAGACAGUUUGGAAAGAGAAUUAAACACAUUAAAGAAUCUUUCAGGGCUGUUGGAUUACACAGUGUCUGGAGAUCUCAAAGAGGCCGAGGUUCAGAAUCUGGGGCACUGCAGUGUGGUAGUGGAGCUUGCUGUUGGCUUGCACAGGUAUUCCUCAGUGGGGCUUUGUAGUGAGUACUGUGUAGCCUGGCUGUGGGCUUUGGGUCCCCUCUUACCCCAGUGA
Molecule: messenger RNA, 2502 nt
Organism: Gracilinanus agilis (Agile Gracile Mouse Opossum)
Lineage: Eukaryota; Metazoa; Chordata; Mammalia; Didelphimorphia; Didelphidae
Gene: ZBBX
Product: zinc finger B-box domain containing
Exons: 18
Coding region: 1-2502 (833 amino acids)
Biological process (GO): cilium movement
Cellular component (GO): motile cilium
Molecular function (GO): zinc ion binding
Source: RefSeq, a predicted model, not a curated record